Messenger RNA from Aaosphaeria arxii CBS 175.79, 1029 nucleotides. RefSeq names its product NAD(P)-binding protein. Bases 1 to 1029 code for a protein of 342 amino acids. The transcript has 3 exons. Lineage: Eukaryota; Fungi; Ascomycota; Dothideomycetes; Pleosporales. The record is from RefSeq and is a predicted model, not a curated record.
AUGGCGGAAACUUCCAAGCUCCCCGAAACAUUCUACAGCACGAACAAGAUCGACUUCUCCAAGCCGAUCGACACAAGCAAUCUCAAAGAAAAGUCUACCAUCGUGACUGGGGGAGCAAGUGGUAUUGGCGCUGGUGUCGUGACUGCAUUCGCUGAAGCUGGGGCAUAUGUCACGAUCCUUGAUCGAAACGAGGAGCUUGGAAACGCACUCGUAGAGAAACUCACAGCGAAGGGCCUACAUGUCCAAUUCACCAAAGUCGACAUAGCCUCCUUUUCCUCCCAGACCACCGGCUUCAAAUCCGCCAUCUCCUUCUCCCCCCACAAAACCCUCGACAUCGUCGUCACCAGCGCCGGCAUAUCCACAUCCACAACCUCCACCAAAUGGCUCGCUUCCAACGCCGACAACGACGACCCGGAACCCCCAAGCACAGCAACCCUCGACGUGAACCUCACCGGCAGUUUCUACUCCGCGCACCUCGCCCUCCACUACUUCAAGAAAACGACACCCGAAGCCGCACCAGAAGGAGACGCAACCCCGCAGAGCAAACAAAUCAUCUUCAUCAGCAGCCUCGCGGGCUACCUCCCCGCGCGCGACGCACUCGACUACCAAGCCUCCAAGUUCGGCGUCCGGGGCCUCUGGAAAUCAGUCCGGCAUUCGCAUGACAUCGUGUCCGAGCACACGCCAUUCAGGACCAACCUCAUCGCGCCCACGUUCAUCAACUCCCCGCUGAUCGAGCGCAUCGUGCCCGGUCUAAAGGCGAAGGGACAGGGCGUAGGCGAGGUGGAUGAUGUGGUGGGUGGGAUUCUGAGGGUGGCGUGUGAUGAGGCGAUUUAUGGGAGGGCGGUUGCGAUCCCGGUGAGGAGGGAGGUGGCCGGGGAUAGGAAUUUCGAUCUUGGGGAUGAUUGGGAGGGGAGGGAUGCUGGGCCGGGGCUCGUGGAGGGGAUUGUGAAUGGUGGGUUGGAGGGGUUGCAGUUGCUUUCGCAUUCGAGUGCUGAGGGGAGGCUUAAGGGUGUUGGGACGAGGGGUUGA